AUGGCGAUAGGGAAUCUUCAAAGUAAGUUCAUAGAGCUCGUGAAGAUUCUUAGAAAGAGGAGGAUUAGUAUAGCUUGUGUCCAGAAAACCAAACGGGUAGGCACUAACGUGAGAGAUGUGGACGAGUAUAAGUUAUGGUACUUGGGUAGCGUGAAGCAUAGGAAUGGGGUAGGUAUCUUUGUAGAUGAAGAGCUUAGAGGGCAGGUAGUUGAGGUUAAACAGGUUAACGAUAGACUGAUGUCGAUUAGGUUGGUCAUUGGAGGGUCUACUUUGGUCGUUAUUAAUGCCUACACUCCGCAAUCAGGAUUGGACGAGGAGAAGAAGAGGAAUUUCUGGGAGACUUUAGAUGAGGUAGUUAGAGGCGUUCCGAGCACAGAGAUGCUCUUCAUUGGACAUAAUUUUAAUGGGCAUAUUGGGUCUUUAUCGAAAAGUUAUGAUGAUGUGCAUAGUAGUUUUGAUUUUGGGGAUCAGAAUGAAAGAGAAGUUUCUCUUUUGGAUUUUGCUAGGGAUUUUGGGUUGAGGGUGGAGAAUUUGAGCUUCCCAAAUAGGGAGAAGAUCCUUAUUACCUUUUGUAGUUUGGUGACCAAGACUCAGAUAGACUUUUUUUCUCCUUAG
This is a messenger RNA of Capsicum annuum, 615 nucleotides long. RefSeq names its product craniofacial development protein 2-like. Bases 1 to 615 code for a protein of 204 amino acids. The record is from RefSeq and is a predicted model, not a curated record. NCBI's taxonomy places the organism in Eukaryota, Viridiplantae, Streptophyta, Magnoliopsida, Solanales, Solanaceae. Gene Ontology annotation, biological process: chromatin remodeling. The transcript has 2 exons. Gene Ontology annotation, cellular component: nucleus.